Molecule: messenger RNA, 1194 nt
Organism: Epithele typhae
Lineage: Eukaryota; Fungi; Basidiomycota; Agaricomycetes; Polyporales; Epitheliaceae
Exons: 10
Coding region: 1-1194 (397 amino acids)
Source: RefSeq, a predicted model, not a curated record
AUGUCUUCGACCUCCACGUCGGCCCUUAUUUCAGCGUACGCUGCAGGGUUGGUGGACAACCGUUGCGCAGUCGCCGUACAGACGUUCUUCAUUUACGAAUGCAUCCUCGAACUUCCCCGUGAAGUCGAGCUCUUCUGGAAACGCCCGUGGACGGGGGCGACGGUGCUGUUUAUCGCAAACAAGUACCUCUUCCUGCUGCAUCAAGUAUUAAGCGCAAUCGCACUCCGGACCACGUUCAGCGCAGAUAGCGUGCUCUUAUCAGAGUUCUCGGCCUUGCGUGCGUUUGCGCUCAGCCAAAGCCGGCUCAUCGCCCUAGGGAUUUUCAUCCUGAGUCUCACACCUCUGGGGUUCAAUGCGCCAAACCUAGCAUUCGGCUUCGUCGGCACGACUGACCCGCUGCUCGGUUGCGCCUACUCUCAACCCACCUUGCCGUCCAACUUGCCGUUCAAAUGUAAGCAUUUCGUGGUGACUUCUGUGGUGCUUAAAGCACGAGCUGACGUCGGAUACGGCGUAGGGCUGAUCACAGUCCGCACGUCGCUCAUCUUUGCAGACGCCUUCCUCGUCGGCCUCACAUGGUAUCGCCUCCGUCGCUCCAUCGGACACUCUCGAGGACGCUUCUCCCUCUCGACUGUGUUCCUCCGAGACGGCUCCAUAUAUUUCAUUAUCCUCUGCAUCCUAAACGUCCUCCACAUGACGCUCAGCCUCACCGCGACAUUCUCCGACCGCGCCGGCGACGUCGGCCUCUCCGCCGUCCCCCUCUUCACCGAACCCAUCACCGCCGUCCUGAUCUCCCGCUUCCUCCUCAACCUCCAAGAAGCGAACCUGCGCGCCACGCUCGACCGCUCCGGCUUCCUCACCAGCACCAGCGCAGGCUCCGACUCCGAGGGGACGAGCACCGCCUACGCGAGCGCGACGGACCGCGACUCGACUGUGUUCACGUCCGCGCCGCGCAUCUACGGCACGUACGUGGGCACGGGGAGCGCGCGCCUCGGCACGAACCUGACGUUCGCGAGCUUCGCGGACGCGGUCGGCGGCGCGCUCGAGCCGGAGGACGUCUGGGGCGGGGGCGGUGGAGAGCGGGGGUGGUACGGGGACGAGGAGGAAGAAAAGGCGAAGGGGGAGGGGAGGCGGGGCGCGAGGGAGGAGAUUGAGCUGCGGCCGGCGGAGCGGGAGGGGCGCGAGUCUCCUCGGUAG